AUGAAGAACCAGACCAGAAGAGUGUCAGAAUUCAUCCUUCUAGGAUUCUCUGGGGCUAAGAGGUUUGAACUCCUGCUUUUCACUUCAUUCUUCAUCACCUACACAAUUGCUCUGGUGGGCAACUUCCUCAUUCUUACCGUGGUGUGGUGUGAGAAUAGUCUUCAUAGUCCCAUGUAUAUGUUUAUUGCCAACCUCUCCCUUUUAGAGGCUCUUUACACCACUACAGUUAUCCCCAAAAUGCUAGCUGACUUCUUUAGCCAGAGAAAAUCUAUUUCUUUCAACAGUUGCAUCUUCCAAGCCUAUUUGUACUUCUCAGCAGGUUCCAGUGAAUUUUUCCUUCUGGCGGUCAUGUCCUUUGAUCGUUAUGUUGCUAUAUGUAACCCUCUGCGGUACGCGGCUAUAAUGAACACUCAUUUAUGCAUACAUCUAAUAGCUGUCUCCUGGAUGUCUGGCUUUCUUGCAGUAAUGCUUCCUGCCAUCUUGAUACUGCAGCUAUCAUUUUGUGGGCCCAACAUCAUUGACCAUUUCUUUUGUGAUGUUGGACCCUUGCUUAAGCUCUCCUGCUUUGAAACAAAGAUUAUUGAGCUGAUGAAUUUUGCCAAUGCAGCCUUCUUUCUCCUAGGUUCCUUACUGGUGACAGGGGUGUCCUACAUGUACAUCAUUGUGACAGUAGUUAAGAUCUCCUCAGCCAAAGGGCGCCAGAAAGCAUUCUCUACCUGUGCUUCACAUCUAAUGGUGGUGACACUUUUCUAUGGCAGCUCCAUUUUUAUUUAUGUUCAACCACAAGAAAACCACUCAUUGAAUGGGAACAAGGUAGCAAGCAUUCUGAAUACAGUGGUGACUCCACUUCUGAACCCUUUCAUUUAUAGCUUGAGAAACAAGAAAGUCAAGGAGGCCCUGGAAUGUGUUGUUAAGAGGAUUACUGGUCAAUUAACUUGCCUGAGAAUUUGGAAUCUUUAA
This is a messenger RNA of Heteronotia binoei (common prickly gecko), 960 nucleotides long. Its product is annotated as olfactory receptor 6E1-like. The transcript has a single exon. Gene Ontology annotation, cellular component: membrane. The record is from RefSeq and is a predicted model, not a curated record. Gene Ontology annotation, molecular function: olfactory receptor activity; G protein-coupled receptor activity. Gene Ontology annotation, biological process: G protein-coupled receptor signaling pathway. The coding region runs from base 1 to 960 and encodes 319 amino acids. NCBI's taxonomy places the organism in Eukaryota, Metazoa, Chordata, Lepidosauria, Squamata, Gekkonidae.